AACUACGUCACCACCACGCGACAGGAGGACCCAGCGUGUACCAUGGACCUAUUCGUGUACGAUACUUCCAAUGUCGAUAACUAAGCUGAUAACCUUUAUCAUUGACACAUUAAUCUUAAGUUUAAUACAUAGUUUAUGUCUUGUAGCUUGCAAACCUAUUAUAUAGACGUAUGUUCAGGAAUAACUGUAUAAGAGCGUGUUUCUGUGUAGCAUUCUGAAAACAUACCCUUGAAGAAUGAAGAAUCUUACUUUUGUACCAAAACAUCGCGCGAUCAACUUUCUGAAGAAGGCUUCGAAGCUGUAUCAGGGACCCUGUCCGGAGCUGGCCCGUUACCUGAUGCGAGAGGCUAUGGCAGUGAAGGAGUGUGUUGAUGGAGCUGCCCUACCAGCCCAGGGGAUGGGCGGAGGCAUGCUGCCGGAGAGCUGCCAGUACUGCUGUCAGCAGUUCCGUCGCGGCAACACGCGCGUACGGCUGCUGCCCAAGCGGCGCAUGGCGGCGCGAGUGCACAGCGUCCUGCGCCGGGAGGCCCGGGGGAAACGCCUCAGCCUGGCCCAGUGCCAGCUCCUGCGGCGCUACCGGAGCUCCACCACCACAACGAUGGUCACGUGCAACACUUGCCACAAGACUACCCGACACAACGGGGUGAAUCGGAGAUUCUUGUUCAACCAUGCAAAGCACACCCCUCAUGGCCCACAGACGCAUAGAAGCAACACCGGCUCCCCCAAAUCGUUGGGCAAAGAGGAGACACCCAGCAAGACACCCAUCAAGACACCCAUCAAGACACCCAUCAAGACACCCAUCAAGACACCCGGCAAGACACCCGGCAAGACACCCGGCAAGACACCCGGCAAGACACCCGGCAAGACACCCAGCAAGACACCCGGCAAAACUCCAUGCAAUACACCCAGAAAAACACCACCCCGUCAAGCACCGUGGACGUUCUCCACCCGGAACAACACCCCUUCCCCCCACAAUCACCCCUUUAGAUUUAAGAAGUGGGUCGUGAAGGGUCUCACCCACAUCCUGAACCGGGAUAACAAGCCUGAGACAGGCACGCUGAAGGACUUCCUCUCCUCCCUCUGAGCGCCAGAAUCCACACCAACACACUUCCCUUGGACGACCCUCUGUGUGACACAGGGGGGUGGUCUGACCCACAUGGCCUGAACCGUAAAGGGGUUCACACCAAAGGCUGAAGAUAUGAAAGUUAAGAGUAUUAACUUUAACUCUGCUGCAGGUGUGAAAAGGGUUAAGUUUUGCCCACCAACAGAGCUAUUGCUGGGGCCAGACGGAGACCAGGCAUAGAAGGGCCCCUCUGGAAUCCAAAUGAAGCGGGGGCCCUGAUGUUGCUGUGCGGCUGUCAUUCAGGACCACAGCACCAUCUGUUGAGCCAGAGAGGCACGCUUUCUUUGAUCUCAUUUAGCUUUUGCUCAUUCAGGUCUCAGAAUUGGUGCAGGAUUUGAAUGGUCAUUUAGGCAAGUGAUCAAGACUGCAAGAGGUAACAGAGUUCUGUUAUGGUGUUACAGACGCAGUGAUUUAUUUUCUUUCUUUUUUACGACAAACGUGAACAUUUAAAAUGUUUUAUUUGACAGCAUUUUGAAAUUAAUGCAUUUAUUUUCUAAUGACCUUUCAUGAUCUCUGCAUUCGCUUGAGAUGUUAUUUUUUUGAUAAUAUGUUCUGUGAAUGAUAGCUCCCCCACUAAACAAGGCUAAUUUUUAGCAGUUUACAAAUGGUUGUACUUAUUUUUCAUCAUUUUUUUUGUUGGAUAUUACUGGGAGACACCAAAAUGCUGAGUAAAAAUGGAUUGGAUGCACCUUUCAAUAGCAUGCAAUAUUACUGAAAUAUUUUUUUUACAUUGUUGAGAUUAGUCUGCAAACUCAACUUUGAACACAUUAAAAGCUUUUCCAGGUUGGGAAAAUACCAUUGAUUGUUAAAAUAUUGAUUGUUAAAAUAAAAAUAUAUAUUCUUU
Gadus morhua (Atlantic cod) is the source of this 1967-nucleotide messenger RNA. It is a transcript of the gene rmp24, whose product is annotated as ribonuclease MRP subunit p24. NCBI's taxonomy places the organism in Eukaryota, Metazoa, Chordata, Actinopteri, Gadiformes, Gadidae. The coding region runs from base 236 to 1084 and encodes 282 amino acids. The record is from RefSeq and is a predicted model, not a curated record. The transcript is spliced from 5 exons.